ACAGCUCAGAGUUUACUGAGCAGGAGGAAUCAGAUCGACAGCCUGCAGCUCUAACUCGCUCCCCUCUGCUCUACAUUAGAAAUCAAACCUGUUUCACUAACAGAGCUUCAGCAGCGUUCAGUGCAUGUCUGCAGGUUUAUGACCCCCCCUCUCACCUGAGGACCUCACACACUAUCUGACUUUCCAAAAACUGGUUUCCCGGAGCUCCUCGCCAUGCUUGCCCGGGUUUAGAUUCUCAAUGGAGCUCUCUAACAUGUACGAGGUCGCGCCCCGGCCCCUGAUGAGCAGCCUGACCCACGGCCAACAGCCCCCCUCCGGCUACAGAGACCCGGCAGAUCUCGGCGGUGAGAUAGGAGACAACGAGACCUCCAUCGACCUGAGCGCGUACAUCGACCCUUCUGCUUUCAACGACGACUUCCUUGCCGACCUGUUCCACCACAGCUCCCGGCAGGACAAGCUCAAGAUGAUGAACGGAGAGUACGACUCGGUGCCGUGCGGCCCGGGGCCCCAGCAGCACUACAUGUCCAACUACAUGGAGUCCAAGCUGGAGCCGCUUUACGAGCACAACCCGCAGCGCAUCAGACCGGUGGCCAUCAAACAGGAGCCCCGGGAGGACGAGGACCUGAACCCGGGCAUGCCUCCCACCUACCACCACCCGCAUUCUCAGCAGUACUCCCAGCAUGCCCAGCAGCAGCAGCCUCACCUCCAGUACCAGAUUGCGCACUGCGCGCAGACCACCAUGCAUCUCCAACCGGGACACCCGACCCCUCCGCCGACACCGGUGCCGAGCCCGCACCAGCACCAUCACCACCACCAACACCCGCACCAGCAAGGCGGCAUGAAGCAUCUGGACCAUCAGCGGAGCGGCGGGAAAUCCAAGAAGAACGUCGACAAGAGCAGCCCGGAGUACCGGCUGAGGCGCGAGCGCAACAAUGUGGCCGUGCGUAAAAGCAGAGACAAGGCCAAAAUGCGCAACAUGGAGACGCAGCAGAAGGUGGUGGAGCUGACCACCGACAACGACAGACUGAGGCGGAGGGUGGAGCACCUGACCCGCGAGCUGGACACGUUACGAGGCAUCUUCAGACAGCUGCCGGACGGAUCCUUCAAACCCAUGGGCAGCUGAGAGACUGCAGAGCCGGACAGGGAGUAGACUGGAGGUGGACUGGUACACUGCUGGAUUUAUACACACAAACUGUUCGACGUGUGUUCUGGUGUUCGGACGGACUGAGACCUGAGAGGAGAGACAGGCAGCUGAUGUGUUCACUGCAAAAAAAAAAAAAACAUCUGACAGAUCAGUUUGACUUUCACGGAGUCUGAAACAAUCACUUUCUCUUUAGUAAUAACCUGCAAAUAUUCUGGAGAAAUAAAAAAAACAACAACAACCACUCAGCAGUCAAAACAACAUUUUAACCAUAAAUGUAUGUAAAAAAAAAAAAAAAAAAAAAAAGACAACCAAGAAAUAUUGGAGCCACAGACAGAUUCUGUUGUUUAAGGAAUAUUCCAGAAGAAACUGUCAGAUAAUAAAACCGGACAGAAAGUGGCGCCUGAUUCUGGAACAAUCUUAAAACAUUUUACUGGACACAGAUGAAUUCAUGUCACCUUCACGUCACGGAGAAAGAAAAAACAUACUUUUGUGGACUUUGUAAAAGACGGACUGACUUUGUUCAGACUGUGUUUUCCUUCUUUUUGUUGUUGUUGCAGUGUUCAUGUGCCUUUUAAAACUUUUGUGCAAAAGCCGAUAAGCUCGUUCCCCUGCAGAUCCACACAACAGAGGACUGGUUGUUUCUGUGCCUUAUUCCCGAACAGACUGUGUGCACCACACACUCUACUCACAUAUCAGUGCAGCUAAGGUAGGGCACGGUGGAGAUGAUCCAAAAAUCAGCCUGUUGUGCAUGUAAUUAUUUUUGUUUUGUACAUCUCCAUAUCCUCUCCUUGUGUGUCUUUAUAGAGCUAUGAAAUGCAAAGUGCACGCUGCUUGCGUAUAGGCUGACCUGUGUAUGUAUGUUUAUGGAUUUAUGCUAAUUUUCUUCUGUUGCUCCUCAUAAAUGAACUCUGGUACUAUUCACAGAUGGUGUAUAUAAGGAUACAUAUACAUCAUGAUGUUAAGCAGAGCAUUAGCUGUGCAGCUGUGAUUACAUACAAACUUAAAUAUUUGAAAGAGAGACAGGAACAUCCUCUGAUUUUCAAAAGAUUUCCAGUGUUUGUACGUCUUGGUUUGUUGCAAAUUUGGGUUAAAUGUGCGAGUCACCAUACAAUCUCCAAACUGUUUCUGUGAUCUUAUUUUCGUGCAUUGAAACAAGCUAAAGGAGUAAAGACCCUGCAGCGCUGAAUACCUUGUAGAGUUCACAAACUACUUCUUACAUUUCUGAGUAAUGACACCCUAAAGUGCAUCAUCUGUCCUGCUCAGAACAAGGCGGCUUCUCUGUGUUCCCUGAAAUAUUAAUAUUGUGGAGAUUUUUUUUGUUUGUUUGCAUUCUAUACAAAAGAUAAAUAACCAUCUGCUAGAUCUGCAUCUGGUGAUGACAUGCCAAAGUGAAUAAUUCUUAUAAUUAAAAAAAACAAAACAAUCAAAAAGCAAUGACUGGAAUUCAAACUGUGGUACCUGCUUCUUUACGUCACGUCACUGCAAAGAUCAAACAUCUCCAGACCUGCUGCUUUUGUAUAAAGCCGAUCCUGUUGAUUUUUAAUGAGUUUGUUUCAAAGAAGAAAUUCCUACAAAGAUUUCUAAUCUCUGCAGACCUGCAGAUGUUGGUCUUUUCAGAGGACAACGACAGUGAAAGCAGCUCUUUCUUUUUCUCAAAUGCACUAUUAGUCGUCAAAUGAAGCACAGAGCCGAGCAGAAAAACGUUCACAUGUUGCUGAUUUACAGACAAAAACAAACAAAUACAAAAAUGUGAAAAGGGUUUCUAUGCAACAUGUCUCUUCCUCUUUUACAUACAUGCACACACACACACGCACACACACACACACACACACACACACACACACACACACACACACACACACACACACACACACAAACACACACGGUGCCUUCUGAUCCUCUCUGAGAUGACCUUGGACCUCUUGCUGAUCUGCUUGCCGUCGCUAUGUAGAGAAAAAAUGUUGAAAGGAUUGGUGUCAGCGAGGAAAAAAAAGGAAGCACUUUUUUUUACAAACUGAUGUUCAACCAAUGUUUGUCUCAAAGUUAACGUCUCAAUUGUAAAAUAAGCCUAUAUAUAAAAACUAUAAAUAUAAAUAAAUAUAUAUAAAAUGCCAAAAAAUCUGAAUAUUAUAAUAAAGAGCUUGUUUUAUCUGA
This is a messenger RNA of Labrus mixtus (cuckoo wrasse), 3298 nucleotides long. It is a transcript of the gene cebpa, whose product is annotated as CCAAT enhancer binding protein alpha. The record is from RefSeq and is a predicted model, not a curated record. The coding region runs from base 239 to 1123 and encodes 294 amino acids. Lineage: Eukaryota; Metazoa; Chordata; Actinopteri; Labriformes; Labridae. Gene Ontology annotation, molecular function: RNA polymerase II cis-regulatory region sequence-specific DNA binding; DNA-binding transcription factor activity, RNA polymerase II-specific. Gene Ontology annotation, biological process: regulation of transcription by RNA polymerase II; DNA-templated transcription; myeloid cell differentiation. The transcript has a single exon.